AGUUCACACCUCUGUCAAAGAGUUGUUUUAUUUAUAUUUUGUAUGUAAUUAUAUAAAUUAUAAAUUUGUCUGUUGGGUACUUUAAUUGAAAAAUUAUAAUUCGCUUUAAGGAAUUAUAAGAUGCCACUAAUGAAUAAAUGCAAUAUAGUAGUUUUUUUUAUUUAACUUAAAAUAUGACGAAGUCGUAUAAUAUACCUUUAUGUCGAUGAGGAAUUAACAAAGUCUAUAUUUUAUUUAUAUGAACAAUCAUAAGUAGUAUAUUUGAAAAAUGGUAGUUUUACAAUGGCGUUUUCAAUGGAGGGGACUUUUUGGAAACAUCAAAGCAUACAUAAUAUGGAAGUUUGCCCAAGCAUUACUAACAUUUCACGUUUUAACAUACAACACGCACAUGAGUCAGAGCUACGCAAUAGAUUGCCUUUUGGAACCAGUUUUUUGGUUUGUCGAUAACUUUGCGGGAUACUUAGGAAGGGUAUUUGUAUUUUGUGUGAGUAUACUUACUAGCGCAGUGGUGUUCAUCGCUUACUGGGUGGGACUGCCGUAUUGGUGGGAGAAGAGCCAAAGUGUGACAAUUGCUUUAGUUAUAUUUGGAAACUGGAUUCUGCUCAAUAUUAUCUUUCAUUACUAUAUGGGAGUGAAAACCUCACCUGGAUACGCACCUCAUGGUUCUUUAAUAUCAGAAGCUGCGAGUAUAUGCAAGAAGUGUAUAUCUCCGAAGCCUCCCAGAACCCAUCACUGUUCAGUGUGCGACCGCUGCAUUCUUGGGAUGGAUCAUCACUGUCCCUGGCUAAAUAACUGCGUGGGCUUCUACAAUGCAAGAUAUUUUUAUUUAUACAUGGUAUAUAUGGUGAUGGGCGUAACGUUCUUGAUUGUGGCUGGUAUUGAUUUGGGCUAUCAAGUCCUUUGGGUGAAUGAUACGGGUGGUUUAAUAUCUGAAAAUGAUCCAGAUCUCAUCGGCCAUCCAGUUCGCAUGAACCAGAGCGGAGUAUUGGUCCCAGUCCAAGUUAUUGCCGAAUAUGAUUCUGUGAAUUUCCCUCGCAACCAUAUUCUUCCGACUCCAGUUAUAACCGAGGCUCAGAGGAUAACAGCUAACUCAUUGAAGAGGAAAGCAGUUAUGUUCAUGGCGAUGAUAUGUUUGUCGGUGUUGUUUGCCCUUGGUGCACUAGUCGUUAUGCACGGGAAGAACAUUAGCAGAGGCGAAACUAGCAUAGAAGCUCAUAUAAAUGAUAGGCUCAGAAGGACACAUAAAAAUAAAUUCAUUAAUCCAUACAAUUUUGGGAGGAAGAAGAAUUGGAAGUUGUUUCUUGGUUUGACUCAAGGUAGGAAAUUAUGGAGACAUGUUUUGUUGCCAUCGAGUCAUGCACCCACGGGUACUGGGCUUACGUGGCACACCAUACACAAUUCCUUAGAAGAUUGGCCCUGAAUACAUCUUAUGCAAAAGGUUAUUUAGGUACUGUUACUCAUUUUUUCUAGGACUUGUGGCAUUGCUCUUUUAAUGUACGCAAUAAGUAUAAGGAAAUGAAUAAUUUGUAACAAAUUAAGUUUAUUUGCAACAAAGAGUGGACUGAAUUUUUAAUAUAUUUUGAUAAAAUUUCAAUUUUAAGAAAAAAAUAGUAACAUUAAAUGUAAUCAUUUCAUUUGGUCAGAAAUCUUACAAUUAUGUAACCGUUACAUUCCAGUAUCUGUCAAAAAUAUGAAAAAAUUUUGAUUCUUUCAUAUAUUUAUGGGAGAAAAUGUUUUCUCUUGGUUAUUAUAUAUAACGACACAUGCUAUUGUCCGCGAGGUUUAAGCUGAGCUUUGCAUUUGUGUGAGUGAAAGUAAAAGUAGAGUCAGACAAAAAAACUUUUUGGAUUUGAAUUUUUUUUUUUUAACUAGGUACAUAACAUAAGCGGGAGAGCUAUUCUAGAUUUAAAAUAAAAUAAUCAAAGCUUGUUAGAGGCCAGGUGUAAAUAUUAUGUGAAGAAAAAUAGACUAAUUUAUGAAAUCAAAAUGUUAAAAAAAAUAUAUACGUGUUUCUUUUAAAUAACUACAAAAUUUACACAAAAUUUCUUUUACUUUUUAUUAGUUAUUUAAAGGUUUAAGUAUGCUUCGUUUAUUUGUGUUAGAAUUCCUUUCAGGAAUAGAUAGAAUACAAAAACUAAAUAUUAAGCACUAAACAACGUCACUCUGCUACCAGUACAAAGGUUGAAGUGAUGAAGGUGCUAGGCGGAGUAAAAGCAGUAUCAACCGGUUCAAACCUAGAAAAUCACGUGGCACGCACAAAUUUGGCACACCUGUGUGCACUCACACAAAUGCAAAGCCUAGCUUACGCUUCACACACUAUACAUGGCGUUUAAAUGUGGUGCCAAUACUUUAGUAUCGAAAGUACUUUUAAUGUAACAGAUUUUUACUGCCAAGGCAAACCUCAGAAGCAGGGACAUGAAGAGGAACAUUGAAUACCACAGUUGGGCGCCAUGUCGACCAAUUUAUCAAAGUAUUUUAUAUUAUACCUACGAUAGAGCACUCAAGACCUCCCUGAUUUUUCAUAGGCUUAAAGGUUUUAGAUCAGUGAUUCAAAACUUAUUUUAUUGACUGCUCACUUUGAGAACAAAUUAUUUUUUAGCGCCCCCAUUUUUUCAACUACAGAAAAACCACUAUAACAAAUCCUAGCUAAAUUUCAAAUCAUUUAGGCCUCUACACAACGCCCCAUUAUUUUCUGGGUCUCUUAAUGCUCCUCUUUAGCGCCAACAAGGGGGCGUUAUCAUCGACUUUGGGAAAGGCUGUUAUAGAUGAUCUGAGAAUGCAGAUUUUUUCGUUUGUUUUGCAAUCAAAUGAAAGAUCUAUGAAAUGAAUUGACCACAUAAAUCGAGAAUAUUCCAUGUUAAGACAUACCUGUGUAUAUUUAAUUUCCCAACGUAUAAUAAUGUCUUGCUCUUCACAGGCUUUUAGAACUAAUUCAGCCGUAAUCUACAAAUUUUAAGCAAAAAAAUCCUACGCUUUACCGCUACGUCGCAUUUUCUUGCAUCUAUUUUAAGCGAAGGCUUUUUGGAGUGAUUGUACUAACUUUACACAUUGUAUAGGGCUGGAAAAGAUUCACUUUUCUCCUUUUCAAAAUCUGCUCUGAGGCUUUGAUUUUAUUUUUCUUUCUGAUAGUUUUUGCCAAAAUGAAAGUUGAAUCAAUGCAGAAAAAACGACUCUGUGGUCGUCUUCAUAGCAACACGUCGUUCAUAGAUAGAAAAAAUAACUCGGGUGAUAGCUUUGAAACUGUUUAUUAAACAGCAGAAAAUUAGUAUAAUCUCCUAGAUAGUAAUUUUGAUACAAGAAUUUUGUAUCUAAUAACAUUUUAAGUAAAUUUGUAACUAGUCAGAAAUAUAUUUUUAAUUUAACUGUAAUUUAAAUCAUUACCAUAUUAAGGAUAAAAAUUUUCUCCACGUAUUUUAUUGUGGAAUUUAAUGUUAGACUAGUCUCGAUAUAGAACAUUAUUUUACUCGAUACAAAGAUUAAUAAGAACUAAGUUCAUUGUAGAUUUGGUAAGUAGAACUAUACAUGUGUUUCAAAAAAUACCAUUAAAGUAUAUUUAAUUAGUUUUAACUAAAUGUCAAAUAAGGAUGAGUUUUCAAAAUGCUUUGUCUUAUUUUUGUUUAAUAAUUAAGUAAAGUAAUGAAAGAAAUGAAAGAAAAUUUGUAUAACUUCAUAAUUCAAAUCUUUAAUAAGGAUUAGGUUAGCUAACCUUUUUUUUUGUUAACGCGGUGAAAGGUUUUAUAUCUACCCCUCUGUCUAGGGGACACAGAGGUGGUUUUGUGGGAUUCACGAGCCCUAAGGGCCCAUGCUACCCACUAAAACACCAGCGGUUACUCUCAUUCCCCGCCCAGUGGAUCGUCACGGGAAUCGCACAAAGCAUACGUCUGCGACGAUCCGGCGGCAGGCCGCGCACGGCCACCUCACGGCGUCCCCUCGCCUGGCAGGCUUGCUUAAUCGCGAGAGGGUUAACCCCUUACAGCUUCCACCCAAGCCCACGCGGUCGGUUGGAUACCCACUGCCGAGCGCAAAGCGCCCGACGGCAGACAGAGUGGAAACCGACCAUCAAGCGACCCAGACCUCCGAAGAGGCCUGAGUUUCUCAUCACCGCAUUCAGCGUGAACCACUCCCCCCAAGACAGCCACGGAAGGCCUCCUAGCUAGCCCUCCGCUAGUCCGUUUGCCGAAUCCAUUCAAACGAAGCACGCCCCAACACCGCACUCCGAGUGAGGAUCUCAGGCCAUCUACUUCCCUCUCCUACCCCUAACUGACAGCCACGGAAACCGCCCGGCGAUGUUGGAUUCCUGAGGCGACCCCAUGAACUGUCCCCAGUCUGCGACCGAACCCGCCUUUCUGUAUCGGCAUAGGGAUGACCGGGUGUUGCUACGCCGCCAGUGGCCGGAGACCACUAGACAAAGCACAGGGUCGAACGCGGCAAGGCGGUGGACGACCGACCUUAUAUAGGAGACUGGCAUAGCAGGGAGCCGAAUGCCAGCUUUAUGUUAGCCCAGGUUGGUCCGCCGAGUCUUGUCCAACCCUCCUCUCAAGGCUCCCCCUAGCCCGGACUAAGACCCCACAAGGAGGUCAAGGUCCUCCCCCCCGUGAUUGCACCGGUUACCCGGUGGGCGAUGGGGUCGUCACGUCCCGACGCCAAAGGUUAGCUAACCUAUCCUAACAGGUUACAAUCCAGUAGUUUUUCAUUUGUCGUUUCUACAUUACAGAAAUAUAAAUGUUUGUAUUGGCAAAAAAAAAACGAGUUAAACUUUAAGUCUUUUUUUCCUUGCAUUUCUAAGUUAAGUAUUUGUAAGAUGCUAUCGACACCUACAUAGUAAAACCGGUGUGAAAUCCGUUCCAACACAAUUGACCAAGUAAAUCUAAUUACACGUAUCAGCCUUACUCCGAAACCCGCUGACCUUUCAUUUAAAAUUAUCCUAUUCUGUAUGCUUACUCUUAUUUUGUACUCUCACAUUAUGUGCGGAACGGUUACAGUGUUUUAUCCAUGAAUUUUUCAAAUUGUAAUAUUAACGUCGGUUUAUGAAUGAGGUAAAUUAAAUUAAUAUAAACUAAGUAAGUAAAUUGAAAUCGCUUUGUAUGAAAUGUGACAACUAUUAGUGUUCAUACUUUUUUUUUACACCGCUCAACUAUCCUUUGCAUUUUGGAUUUUUUUUUUGUUUGUAUUUUAUACAUGUGUAUCAUAAACUUAUACUUCGUACGUUAUUACGAAAUCUUUAAUGGAUAUAAUAUUUAUAAGGAUGUCUACAACCUUGUUAGGGGUUUUCCUCAGCUUGGGCUUAUUUUAAUUCGUCCUUGCCGAUAUUAUUUCUUAUUAUUUAUGUUGUACAUCAAACAUGUAUAGCAAAUAGAUUAUAAAAAUAUAGUAAAAUUUUAUAGAGUACGCGCUAAUAUUGACAUUCCUCUAAAUCACUUAUAAAAUAAUUUAUAAUAGAUAGUUUAAUAGUAAGAUAUAAUAAUUUUUGUUUAGUAAUCAUGACACAGUAAUUCGUUUAAAAUAUAAAGAUGCAUAUUUCUAAGAAUUUAUGAUUACCAGCCAAGGAAAAUUUUUUUUUUGCAAAUUACGAAGCUAUAGGUAGUGUUCAGAAGAACUUACCUUCAGAAAUUUCGCUAAUGCAGAUAAUGCUUUUUUUUGUACAAUGUUCUUUAUUUUGACUGUUUUCUAAAUAAAUGUAUUUUAUUAAGAAA
This is a messenger RNA of Danaus plexippus (monarch butterfly), 5693 nucleotides long. Its product is annotated as palmitoyltransferase ZDHHC16. The transcript is spliced from 5 exons. Lineage: Eukaryota; Metazoa; Arthropoda; Insecta; Lepidoptera; Nymphalidae. Gene Ontology annotation, biological process: protein palmitoylation. The record is from RefSeq and is a predicted model, not a curated record. The coding region runs from base 269 to 1420 and encodes 383 amino acids. Gene Ontology annotation, cellular component: Golgi apparatus. Gene Ontology annotation, molecular function: palmitoyltransferase activity.